Molecule: messenger RNA, 3589 nt
Organism: Anguilla rostrata (American eel)
Lineage: Eukaryota; Metazoa; Chordata; Actinopteri; Anguilliformes; Anguillidae
Product: tumor susceptibility gene 101 protein-like
Exons: 10
Coding region: 370-1551 (393 amino acids)
Biological process (GO): protein transport; protein modification process; endosome to lysosome transport
Cellular component (GO): ESCRT I complex
Molecular function (GO): ubiquitin binding
Source: RefSeq, a predicted model, not a curated record
GUUUUAUGUACACAUUAUGACUUCCUGUGCAAACCUGUUCGCAUCUCUUUAGCUAGCAGAAACAUAUGUUCAAUGCAUUAAUGAAGAUUUGCAUUUAAAGUCAAGUGAUUAAACAACUCCCUCUCAUCCACACCGAAGAACUAGUCCGAUAUCGUCGGAUGUACGUUGGUGUCAAGAGACAAGUGCUGUCUAACCGUCUUUAUGAGAGUGUGGGCUAGGGAAACUAACGGUAGCUAGCUGGGGUGAUAGCUGGCUGGCUAGCUACCAAGACCGAUUCACAUUAGUUAAAGGCCUGUGAUGUUUUUGAAUUCUUCUUUUUUAUCAUCAUCGUCUUUUUUAAGAUACACGGUAAAAACCAUUUAAAAAGUCAUGUCUGGUUUAAACGAAAGCGCGCUUAAGAAAAUGCUGUCCAAGCAAUACAAAUACAGAGAUUUGACAGUUCGUGAAGUCAUCAAUGUAACCUCUCAGUACAAGGAUCUGAAACCAGUCAUGGAUGCAUAUGUGUUUAACGAUGGCUCCAGCAAAGACUUGAUGAGUCUGACAGGAACAGUGCCAGUGAGCUACAGGGGAAACGUCUAUAAUAUUCCGGUGUGCCUGUGGCUCCUGGACAGCUACCCAUAUAAUCCCCCCAUCUGCUUUGUGAAGCCCACCAGUGCCAUGAUGAUCAAGACUGGGAAGCACAUUGAUGCCAACGGAAAAAUCUACUUGCCCUAUCUGCAUGAGUGGAAGCACCCUCAGUCGGACCUGUAUGGGCUGAUCCAGGUGAUGAUAGUGGUGUUUGGGGAGGAGCCUCCGGUCUUCUCGCGUCCCACAACGCAGGCCGCCUACCAGCCUUUCCCUGCCACUGGGCCUCCCAACCAGUCCUACAUGCCCGGGGUGCCAGCUGUGUCCCCCUAUGGCCCUGCCCACUCUCCCAGCCCUGGCGGGUACCCAGGGUAUGCCUAUCCUAGUGGAAACUCAUACCCCACUACAGCUGGCCCAACUCACUACAGCUCCCAGAAUCCUGUCCCCAGUGUGGUGCCGAGCCGAGACGGCACCAUUGGAGAGGACACCAUCCGCGCCUCACUGAUCUCUGCAGUGAGUGACAAGCUGCGCUGGAGGAUGAAGGAGGAGAUGGACCGGGCGCAGGCGGAGCUGGAUGCCCUGAAGCGCACCGAGGAGGACCUCAAGAGGGGCCAUCAGAGGCUGGAGGAGAUGGUGUCCCGCCUGGACCAGGAAGUGGCAGAGGUGGACAGGAAUAUCGAUCUGCUGAAACGGAAGGAUGAAGAGCUCAGUGCUGCCCUGGAGAAAAUGGAGAACCAAUCGGAAAACAAUGACAUUGAUGAUGUCAUUGUACCCACGGCCCCCCUCUACAAGCAGAUCCUGAACCUUUAUGCUGAGGAGAACGCCAUUGAGGACACCAUCUUCUACCUGGGGGAAGCGUUGCGACGUGGUGUCAUUGACCUGGAGGUCUUCCUUAAGCACGUGCGGCUCCUGUCCCGGAAGCAGUUUCAGCUGCGUGCGCUGAUGCAGAAAGCCCGCAAAACAGCCGGCCUCAGCGACCUUUACUGACCUCUGACCUCUCACCCCUCUCCCUCGUGUGGGAUCCUCCUCUCACACAAACCCCUCUCAUUUUUAUUUUAUAUGACUUUCUAUGUCCUCUUUAUGCCACCUUUCUGUAAAUCCAAGUUCAAGAGCAUGAGAGUGCUGCCUUUUUAUUGGCUUAGUGGCUGUGUUGCCAAAUACACACAGACAAACACUGCACACUCUCCCAGAGAAUCAUCUUCAAGAAAAGCAGUUUGUUGAUAUGUUUCCUCUGGUUUUUCUAAGAGAAAAGUUCAGAGAUCAAUCUAGACAGCCCAGAUGUCAGAGACCUGUACAGUUAAUUACAUCUGUAUGUGCUUCAUGUUUGCUCAUAAUAAUCUUCCAGAUCACAAACUCUGCCAGGUAUUUGGUGUUGUAAUAUAAGCAUCUUCCUGUCAGAGUCCACUUAAGACUGCAAACACAUGCCAGGGUAGCGUUAGCAUAGCGGCUGACCCAUGACCAUUAAUAGCAUAGCUUAUGAUAUGAGAAAUACAAUUUUAGCAUGUGAUGACGGGGAAUGGGAACUGGUGUAUAAAGUAAAAUGUUAAGAUAUGAAUGUGAAUAAUCAAACUGUGAACAGCAUAUUCAGAUAAAGGCAUGGUUUACGGCUUUUUCAUGUGUGAUAUCCUCUGAUUUUAGUGUAGAGGGUGCACACCAAAAAGAAAUAAUGCUGGGAGAAUUUGUCUUUAUUUUCUUUGUCUUUAGAGUUUCCAAAAAGAGCCGGUGUAAAAUAUGAUUUAACUGCGGACAGCAUCAUCACUGAUGUGUGAGAUACAAUGUUAGAAUAAUAAUACAGGAUAGCUAGUGUUAUGUAAAAGGAAAUACUAGGAUGUGAUGGGAUAUGAGCUGUAUGUGGUGUCUGCGCUGCAUAGUUGACAUUCAGUAAAGUGGCUUCUUGCUCUUUAGUUUGAAAGGCCAUAUACUGGUAACAUAGGAAAGGUUGAGCUAAAAAUACAAGUAAGCCAUUACCCUUUCAGCUUGACUGGGGUGAGCUCCUGAAGAUGUACAUCCCUGUGUAGUCUCUUACAAAAUGGCUGCUGUGUGUAGGACUGCACCAACAUGGAUGACUCUUGAGUUUUAAUCUUCAGAAUUUACGGGGCUGAUCUUUAAGUGAAGAAACUGACAUCACCUUCUGCUGAAUGCUCUACCCUCUGUUGCCAUUUUAUGCAUUUGACAGUCAAUCCAGACUAAUUUAUACAGACAUACAGAGGGACACACACACAUUCAUUUAGACUGGUAUGUCCACUGCUUGAGUCAGUGGCAGACACCACCUCCCACAGACUCAAUAAGUCGGACACAUCUCCCUACUGGCUCAUUAGUUGAUAAAUCACAGCCUGUCUGGACUGUCUGUUAAUAACCAUCAUUCUACACAACAUCAGGCCAAACCCCUGCAGUUAUGUGGGGAAAUCUGUUGCUGUGUCUGGGCACUAUUUGGGGAUUUGAAUCCACUGAUCAAGGUCUUACACAGGGGUGAGUUUUCUGCUGUUAUGCUUUUCCUUUUAUCCUUUCUCGAUUCACUGCUGAGAAUCCCUCUUACUAUUCAGAAGUAAGGCAUAUAUUAUGUAUGUAUAAUGUAUGUAUUAUAGAUGUCUGGAUGUUCUCAUUUCAAGUGCUCUUCGGUGUGUUUUAAAUAUGUAUAUGUAUAAACUGUGCAUCUGCACUGCCUAGUCCUCUGGGUCUUAUGGAAGUUAAAGAAUGGGGUAUGCAUUAAAAUACACAUUUGGAGGCAUAAACGAGUGCAUUUCUGUUCCCUGCCAGUCACCACCAGCUUACCGUUUACUUUUUCCUAUAUUAUGUACAUUUAAUUAGGUUUUUUUCCCUUAGUUACUGUCAGUGUUGUUUUGAAUCGGAAUUAUGCACAAACACAACUCCAAACUUACUCCAGGCUAACUUAUUUCAGUGAAUAUUGAAGUUAUUUUUCUGUUUAAUUUUUAGUUUUGCGUUAAGAAGCACUUUCAAGGAGCUGUAAAAUGUUAUCAUUAGUUUGGCGGUUUAAUUUGAAAAUAAAGACAAAUUUCCACAUGCA